AUUCUGCCUGCAUACGGAAGAAAACCGCUAUUGAAAGCAGGUGGUUGAAAGGGUCCUCUCAAAAAACUCUGGAAACGUGACAGUGACUGUCGGUUUUUACUGCUUACUUAUCCGGAAGAGAAAACAGCAGCCCCUUCCUUUUUUUUUUCUUCCUCUCCUUGUUUUUAAAUCGUCCGGAAACUCGGCGGUGAUUGCACGCUAUUUAUCUGCGGUAUAUGAUUUGGUUUGUUUGUUCUCAAAAGACAUCACGAACUUUUAAAAUAAAACGGAAGUUUUCUUGAAGAUCAAAUUAUUGCGCCGUUUUAUUAUUUAUUCUUUUUUUUGUAAAAAUCAAGUAAAUUCCAUCUCAUAGUAACCGUCUUUAAAUCGACAUCAUAUUUAAAUUCAUGAAAUCUUUAGUGUUCUCUGCAAUUAAACAAGGAAGUUUUCGAUUGAAAUCUCAGUUGUUUUUUCUGCUUAAAGGUUCUUGAAUAUUUUGAGCAUUUAUGCUGUGAAUGGACCCGUAGACACUUUAAAAAUAUAAAAAAGUAUAUUCUCAUAUCUACUACACUUUCGAGCACCAACAUAGUUGCAAACUGCACGUGUAUGCCGCGACUUCGAAUACGGACCUGGAUAAUCCAUGCCACCAAAAUUUUACUCGCUGGUGUUGGAUGAAAAGUUAUUCAUAUUCGCUUCGGAAAAGAGGAAACAGUUGUAUAACGACAACAGGAAGAACUAUUGUGCAUGCUGGACUGUUUGUGAACAGCGAUUCACAGACUCACUAUUUUCGGUAAAAUUUUCUUGCAUACUUUAAACUUGCAACUCUGUUAACUAUUUUACCCACGAAAAUAAUUAUUCCGACGGAUUGUGCUGUUACAUUUGAGGACAAGGAGCUGAUGUCUUGGGCAACCAGCUUGGCAAAAGUGGAGGUAGCCCAACCGCAAACUUCCUCUGGAUCUAUCAAAGCUCAGAUUGAAAUUAUUCCAUGCAAAGUUUGUGGGGAUAAGUCAUCCGGUGUACAUUAUGGUGUCAUCACAUGUGAAGGUUGUAAGGGUUUUUUCAGGAGAAGUCAGUCCAGUGUUGUGAACUAUCAGUGUCCAAGACAGAAGAAUUGCGUCGUAGAUCGAGUAAAUAGGAAUAGAUGCCAAUACUGCCGAUUACAAAAAUGCCUUGCUUUAGGCAUGUCCAGGGAUGCGGUUAAAUUCGGUCGCAUGUCAAAGAAGCAGAGGGAAAAAGUAGAAGAUGAGGUGCGCUUCCAUCGAGCCCAACUAGUCCGUCCACAGCAGCCACCGCCUCUGCCGACGCCCCAAGCGACCGAAACGUCUCCCGAUAGCUCGGUUUUCGAUCAACAGCAACCGUCCUCCUCUAAUCAGCAUGUGCCGUACCUCAAUAACGGAUAUAGCUACAACAAUGACAUUAAUGCAUACACUCCAAAUGGCUAUGCCUACAGCAAUCAAGCCCUCACAUUUGAUCUCCCGAGCACAGAUUUUGUAGACAGCACAACAUUUGAUCCCCGCCAGUUAUUAGAGCCUAUACCUGACACAAGCACUCUGCUGUCAUCUAUUAUACCUUCUGGAGCGCCAGCAGCCGGUACUUCUCAUAUAGACUUACUUGCGAGAACUGUAUCUGAAGCCUACACGAGAACAUGUUUAUAUACUACCGACCAAAUACAAGAAAUGAUUAGAAGGCCACAAGAUGUUACAAGAAUUUUGUAUUAUAAAAAUUUGGCUCAUGAACAUUUAUGGCUAGACUGCGCACAAAGGCUUACAAAUAUUAUCCAGCAAAUCAUUGAAUUUGCUAAAAUGGUUCCAGGUUUCAUGAAGCUUUCACAGGAUGAUCAAAUAGUUCUGCUAAAAUCAGGUGGGUUUGAGCUGAGCAUAAUCCGAAUGAGCAGGUAUUAUGAUUUGUCAUCAAGAUCUGUAUUAUAUGGUGAAAGUUUAAUACCUCCAGAAGCCUUCAUUACAUCAGAAACAACAGAGAUGAAAUUGGUCACCAAUACCUUCGAUUUUGCACGAAGUAUAGCUGAAGCAAAACUAUCCGAUACAGAAUUAGCCCUAUAUUCUGCAUAUAUACUUCUUUCUCCAGAUCGGCCAGGAUUAAAAGGUUUAGCUGACAUUCAACGUUUGAGCCAAGCCACUCUCAAAGCUCUUCGGCAAGAACUUGAUCGUACACACAAGCUACCAUUCAAGGGUGAUAUUACAAUAUGCGAAGCUCUUUUGGCAAGAAUACCAUCUUUACGAGAGCUAAGUAUUCUUCAUAUGGAAGCACUAGCCAAACUUCGUCGUACUGCCCCUCACCUUGAAUUUCCAGCUCUUCAUAAAGAACUUUUUUCGGGAGAUAAUCAGUAAUAAUUAACAGAGUUUAUGACGUUUUAUAUAUUCUGAUACUUUCGAAUAUGAAGUUUUGUUAUGUUCUGAUACCUUCAAAUGUCUGGCUAUUUUUCCAGCUGUAAUAGUGACGGAAAACUGUGUGUGGUCAUUUCAUUUGAAAAGCUUUUAAAAUUUUUAAUUUUCCUCAUUUAAAUAACUCAAAAUUAUCUUUACGUCCUAGUCAGAAUUCAUAUGGGUAUUCAAUAAUUGUUUUGCAAAAUAUUUGUAAGUUGUCAAUGCCAAGACUAACAAGAUAAAAUCAAUUUCUGUAGGAAAUCUGGAAGUGAGAUAUGUUACAAUGUGUGUUUGUAGUUUUCGUCAUGACUCCAGGAAUAUUUCUUAAUAUAGUUUCUUUGAAGCCCUAACAU
Messenger RNA from Stegodyphus dumicola, 2716 nucleotides. RefSeq names its product nuclear hormone receptor 3 ROR-beta (gene Hr3). Gene Ontology annotation, molecular function: RNA polymerase II cis-regulatory region sequence-specific DNA binding; nuclear receptor activity; zinc ion binding. Gene Ontology annotation, biological process: regulation of transcription by RNA polymerase II. The record is from RefSeq and is a predicted model, not a curated record. Gene Ontology annotation, cellular component: nucleus. NCBI's taxonomy places the organism in Eukaryota, Metazoa, Arthropoda, Arachnida, Araneae, Eresidae.